Pangasianodon hypophthalmus (striped catfish) is the source of this 5976-nucleotide messenger RNA. RefSeq names its product glutamate-rich 3 (gene erich3). NCBI's taxonomy places the organism in Eukaryota, Metazoa, Chordata, Actinopteri, Siluriformes, Pangasiidae. The record is from RefSeq and is a predicted model, not a curated record. The transcript has 14 exons. The coding region runs from base 108 to 4883 and encodes 1591 amino acids.
GGCUGCACAUCAGAUCUGUGUGUCUGUACAGCAGAAUAAAGUGUGUGUAGAGAGUGUGUGUAGAGUGUGUGUGUUAGUGAGGAGAAUCUGCAUCCCUGAUUAACACCAUGAGCCAUUUACCCCCGGGGCUGAUUGGAGCGUAUAACAGUCUAACAGACAAACACCUCACUGCAUACUUUAACAAUGCGCGAAUACGGAGACAUCUGCAGAGAGUCGGACUGAUCAGCAGGAGCGGGCGUAUCGUGUCGGAGAAGGAGUUCAGGUAUAAGAUCAUACACAGAGAUCAACAGCGACACGUACGGGAAUGUCUUGCUCAGGCCAUAUUCCACAGAGUGCUGGACAUGGAGCGUCUGCAUCAAACAGAGAUCAGGAGGAAACUGGAGGAAUUUGCCAGGAGAGAGCGAGUGAAUAAAAUGAAGGUGGAGCGCUGUAACAGGUACGAGGACGAUCCGAUCAUCUUCUUCUCUCCACGCCCACCAACCCAACUGAGGAAUUCACACGCUCAGCAUUCUGGGCCGGAGAGAGAGCCAUCUGACUCCAGCGACUCGCGUGGCUCGUCAAGGCCGAACACCGCUCCAGAGAAAACUCAGCGCCCGGUUCGUCUGAAGCCUCUGAACAGUAACAGCACUCCGACAUCAACGAAGAGAAACUCGUCUCGUUACCGGAACCACGACUUGACUAAUGACAGGGAACAACCAGUCAGCUGCAUGUUGGACAGAGAUGUGAUGAGACACUUGACGCUAACAGAUUUCUCCAGCUCUGUCUCUCCGUAUCGACUUCCUGUCAUUAAUAACUUUAUGACCCCUGUACCCCCACUGAAGAGGAAGGACAAAGUACAAAAUGGGACCCUGCGGGGUCGAAGGUUACGGCCCACUACGGCCCCCAGUGACGCUCCUGACACAAAGGAGGGUGCUGUUCAGCGGGCGUGGUCUCGGAGUGCGGUUUGGGUGAAAAUGGUGUACUUUGGGAAGAGUGUGCACCUGUCACAUGACCUGAUGGAGCUGAAGGAUGAGGUGAAGGUUUUCCAGCAGCACUGUGGUGGGGAAAAUCUCUGUGUUUAUAAAGGAAGACUUAAAGAAGGAGAGUCAUUUCAGUUUGCAUCUCGGCGUCACCGUGGUUUCCCCUUCAGUCUGACGUUCUACCUGAAUGGGCUGCAGGUCGAGCGUCUCAGCUCCUGUUGCGAGUUCAAACACAGGAAGAGCUCACGGCUCGGAGGACGCCACGCUCACUUCGGCUUCUCUGGGGUUGAAGGAGCUGCCCCUUGCUACAGGUGUAUCAUAGCGAUGGGUCUGGAUAAAAAACCCACUCCACCAAAGAGGACCAGAAAUGAUCCACUUGUCUCCAAAUCCUGGGAAAAUGAGGAAGAAGAGGAAAAACACUCACAGUCUGAAUCCAGCCAAUCACAAGACACUGAGACCAAGGGAAACACCAACCAGGAGCACAAACACAAAAACGGUUAUGAGGAAGACUUUGAGGCUGAUGAUGAAGGUCCCAUGGAUGAUGGAGUGGACGAGGGAAAUGAAAUAUCGCCAUCACUCAGCAGAGAGGAGGAAGAUGAGAGAAGAAAGGAUGAAAACAGAAAUGACAAUUUGAACAGAAAGAAAGUGAGAGGAUCACCAUCCGUCUCCUCUGGUCUGUCCAGAAGCUCGUCCAGCAGUGAGGAAGAUGAAGAACAUAAAGAGGAGGAGGUGAAGCCUAAGAGACACACGCCCACAUUAACAUCCGAAAAAGAUGCAGAGGAGAUGGAAGUCCUGCAGAUGAGCAGCAUGUCUCUGCCCACUGAGGAUGAAAACCAAAACCAGGAGAUGGAACACACAGAGAGGGAAGAUGGAGAAACUGAGGAACCCAGAGAGGAACCUGGAGAAUCUGAAGAACCCAGAAAUGAACCUGGAGAAGCUGAGGAACCCGAAGAUGCACCUGGAGAAAAUGAAGAACCCAGAGAGGAACCUGGAGAAGCUGAGAAUCCCAGAGAGGAACAUGGAGAAGCUGAGAAUCCCAGAGAGGAACAUGGAGAAGCUGAGGAACCCAGAGAGGAACAUGGAGAAUCUGAAAAACCCAGAGAGGAACAUGGAGAAGCUGAGGAACCCAGAGAGGAACCUGGAGAAGCUGAGAAACCAAGAGAGGACCUCAGAGAUGGAACAGCUGGAGAUGUGAAUAAGGAGGGUGACCGAGCCAAGUCUGUGCAGGAGAAGUUAGCAGAAGCCAUUUUAAACAUGACUGAGUGUGUUUCUGAACCUGAACUCAGUGACACCACCACUGAGGAAGACGAGUUGGUGUCGGUCGUGAGCCAGCGGGCUGGACCUGUUCCAGGAGCUGAGCCUGAAAGUAAUGUGGCCCAGCAGACAUCCAGUGAAGAAAAUGGAGCUGAACCUGUGCAAGAGGAUGAAAUAGAAGAAGCACAUACAGAAGAACCAAAAGAGGAACUUGAAAAGGAAACACAUGAAACAUCACAACCUGAGACAAAAACAGAGGAAGAAGAAAAAGACACUCACCAAACAGAAGUAAAAACUCAAAACACAACCAACGAAGAUGAACGUAUACAAGAUGAACAGAACAAUGGUGAUGAUGAGAAUGAAGACCACAAACCAGAAGUAAAGCAAGAUACAAUUGAUGAGGAAGUAGGGCAAAAGCAAAAGGACAAUAAUUUCACAAACGGGGAAAAUAAAUCAAAUGAAAAAUCUGAAACGAUGGAAAAGCCUGAGGAUGAAGAGCCAACGGAUGGAGAAGUGCCUAAAUCUGAGGAAGCAUUUGGGCAAGAACCAGAGAAAGAGGCUACAAGUGAAAAUUCAGUAAAUGCUGAAGAAACCAGAGCAACUCCAGUGGAGGAAGAGGACAACAUGAUCACAGAGAACCCUGAAGAAACAUCUGUGAAUCAUGAAAAUAUGCAUCAGAAUACUGAGGUAGAAAAAGUAAAUGAUGAAUGGCUUAGUGGUGGAGAAGAGGUUUCCGCUGAGGAAGUCAGAGCUGAUGAAGAGGAAAUUUUUGAUGAAGAAUCAAGAAAUCUGAGGAAUAUUUCUGAGGAGACAGGAAAUGACAUCGCAGAAUGUGUUGAAGAAGGCAAAAUGGAAGCUACAGAAUUCAAAUUAAAGGAUUCAUCAGUAAAUGAGGGGAAAGAUGAAGACGUGGCAGGUGAAGACAAGAAAUCAGAAGAAAGAGUGGAGGUAUCUGAGACUCAGGGAGAAAAAGAGCAGAGAGAAGACGGAGAUGAAGUUGAGACAGACGUGAAGGAUGGAAUGGAAGAAACCAAAGACCAGGACCCUCAAGUUAAGGAGGAUGAGAACACAGAGGAAGGAAACAAGGAUGAGGAGAAAACCAAUCAAGAGAUGAAUGAGGAUAGGGCAGACCAAAAAGAACCCACUCCAACAGGUCAAACAUCAGAGGAAAAUGUAGAGGAUGAUGUGGGAGAAAGAGAAGAACAAGAAGAGAACGAGAAGCAAAAAGAUGAGCAGAAGUCUGACAGUGAAGAUAAAGACACAGAGGAUGAUAAACACCAGGAAGAGCUGAAGGAAAAUGAAUCAUUGAAAGAAACUGAGGUUGGAGAAAGUGAGGUAGAGGAUGUGAGUGAAGGUGGAGAAGAAAGGACAGAUGUUGGUGGAGCUGAUGCAGAGAUUUCAAAAAUAGUGAUGGAGCAAGAAGACAACUACAAACAAGAACAGAAAGACAACUUUGAUCCCACUUUUCAUGAAACUCUGCAGGAAACCACAGAUCAACCUGAAGUAAAAUCAGGAGAAAUCGAAGUAGGAAAUGGACAAGAAAUCAUUACUCUAGACCAGGAGGAGCUUGACAAGAAGGAAGAAGCUGGACCAUGGGGAGGUGAGGGAACUUCUGAGACCAAUGAAGAAGAAAUAAAUCAAGAUAUGAUUAAAGAAGGAAGUAUGAAAAAUGAACAGAUAGAUGAUAACAAUGAGAAAGAAGAGGAGGACCAACGAGAAAUACAGCAAGAGACAACCAACGAAGAAGAAGAAGAAGAAGAAGAGCAGAAAGUUGGUGAAGAAGAGAUUGAACAAAAACAAAAUGUACAGCAAGAGACAACCAAUGAAGCAGAAGUAAAAGACAAACAGAAAGAUGAGGUGGAAAACAUUAAACCGCUAAUAUCAGAGAAUAGUAACGAUGCUGCCACUGAGGAUGAAGCUUCACCAGAUGCCAAAAAUCCUGCAGAAGAUCCUGCAGGUGCCGAGACAGAACCCAAAGACACGAAUGUUGACCUUGAUAGUAGAGCUGAAGAAGAGAGCAGAGCAGGAGAUGGCAAUCACAUUCAGUCACCUACUGAUAUUAAAAAGGACAAAAGUGCCGAUACUGCUGAAGAAACCAGGACUGUAGAAGGCAGCACUUCUCCUUCAGAAGAAUCUCAGCCUCUGGAGAAAGUCCUGGCUCUCAAAAGAGAGGAGAGAGAAGCUGAACUUAUUGUCGCUCCUCGGACAGAUCAUGAAGAGCUUGUAAGUAACUGGGUUAACAUUCACCAAGCCUCAAACUAUUUCGAGACAUUUGUUGAGCCGCUGGACGAGAUGAAGAUCCUCGAUGGAGAGAGGACAGUAAACAAUGAAGCUCUGGAUAUAGAUGAAACUAUACUGAGUCCAAAAGAGUCUCAGGGAAAUGAGGAAUCAUCUGAGACUGCCAAGGAUGAGCAGAUCAGCCUGCCAGUGAACAGCGAGCGUGAGGAACUGGAGAACACGGUGGUGGAAAACUUCAUCAUGGAGACUGAAGCUUUAGGAACAGAAGGUCGAAGUAAUCCAUCCUCUAGGAACCCAUCAGAAGAAGAACAGGAUCAAAGACUAUUGGAUUCUGAGCAAACUCCAGAAGAUCAAGAUGAUGUUGCUGUAAAUAACAUCAUGAACAUCUCAGCAACACCACUGAUGAAGACUGAAAUUAGCCAAGAUAGCUAACACUUAUUACAGCAUCAUCUGUAACCCUGAUCUCAGCUUCUCCAACCAUCCUGUGAAAUCAGAGUCAUGACCUGCAGCGAGAACCACAGCUACUCUAGAACCAGUCUGAGUUUACUAAAGCAGAACAUUCUGGAAUUGUGCUUUUAUUAUUUGAACUUUUAACUGUUUUUAAUGUAUCUUCAUCGAGUCUCUCACUAUCUCUCAGCUGGAUCUCAGUCGCCAUCAAAGGGUUUGCUUUUCUCUUUAUCAGCUCACCUGAGGUUCAGCAGAUGGCUGACAGCUCAGCGUCUCUGUACGCUUGAGGAGCAAAAUAUUCAAGCAGAAGGAAAUUUUUCUCUCGCAAACAGCAAGACAAUGAUGAAUGAAUCUAUUUGGAAAUAUAAACAGCAGCAAUAAAUAUUUCAAUAAAUAAUAAUAUUAAUAAUAAAAAAAAAGGCCAAUAAUGCAUCUGUAUAUGAUAUUGAAAUAAAUGUGUUCUGUUAGCUAGCUAGCAUGCAGGCUAAUAAACGCCCUGUAAACAAAAUUAUACAGAUUCCUUCUAUAACCUCGUCAUUUUAUUUUAUUUUACCACCUAAUUAGCAUGCUAGCUACUUCUUUAGGAAAUGGCUUCAUCAGGCCUGUCUUGCUGCUCAGAAUUUAAAGUUAAUAAAGUUUAAUUUAAUUUGAUCAGUAAUCACACCUUUAUAUUCGGUAAAUAAACAGUGUUGUAUUUGUCAAGAAGAAGAAAAUGUGAUGAUAACGAGCAGAUCUGACAUAAGAUUUGACAAUCGUAACACACGGCUGCUUCCAGUUUAUUUACCAACGUGUGUGAGAAAAUAACUCAUAAGUUUAGAAUGUUAUCAUUUAUAAUUUAUAGCUCAUGACAAGUUUACAAGUUUAUUCUCCGCUGCUCCUCUCACCAAACUGAACUGAGGCGGAAAUCAGACACCACUGAACUCUGAUUAAAUUAUUUAUACUGAGUCUGACACACACACGCACACACACACACACACACACACUUCAAAGGGAAACUUCAAUGCCUGCACUUUCAUCUUUGUUAGUUGUUUUGUAUUAGAUGUUAAUUUCUCUCGAUGGCGUGUUAAUGAUUGACACU